This is a messenger RNA of Penicilliopsis zonata CBS 506.65, 2942 nucleotides long. RefSeq lists its product as hypothetical. NCBI's taxonomy places the organism in Eukaryota, Fungi, Ascomycota, Eurotiomycetes, Eurotiales, Aspergillaceae. Gene Ontology annotation, cellular component: HDA1 complex. The record is from RefSeq and is a predicted model, not a curated record. The transcript has 4 exons. The coding region runs from base 265 to 2595 and encodes 776 amino acids.
UACGGCGAGUAUUCGGAGCAGUAUUCGGAGCAGUAUUCAGAUCAUUCUUCAGAUCAUUCUUCAGAGCAGUCUCCAGAAGAGUCUCCAGAAGAGUUUCCAGAAGAGUCUCCUGAGCGUGUACUGACAGAGUUUUCUCCAGUUGGGUCUGAUGAUACUGGCUUGACUCCGUCUUCGUUCAGACAGACCAGAGAGUCUUCUCUCGAUCCCGCGCAAAACAGAUUUGUCCCGUUAACGAUCGAGAUCCCAGAAACGCCCUCGGAAAUAAUGGAUGACCAGGACAAGAAAAUCCUGUCGCCCGCGGAGGCCAUGCAGAAAUGGAGCCAUUUUCAAGGAUCGACUCCUAAGGAGAAGCUGGAGAAUGCUUAUGCUCAAAUGCGGGCUAAACAAAAGUCCACCCCGGCCAGUGCGAGUGCGACCCCGUCAUCAGCAGGUGAUAUCGAGGCCUCUCCCUUGAUACCCGUCCCGGAUAAGGUCGAGCCUCUCAGCAUUAGAGUGGACAAGGAGCCUGUCACGCACGCAACCCACCAGGAAACCCACCACCACCACCACACCGCAACCGCAGAGCCUUUUGGGCCACCGGUGCAUGGCACCCACGAAGAGCAUCCGGUCAUACAGACAAUUCAACCUAGCGCCCUCACAGUAAGACAUGAUGAGGAGCCGGUCCCGGGCUCGGUCCAGCUUGGGCCGUCGGAAUUCGCCAUCACCGUCCCUAUGGAUUGCAGAGUGAAAGGCGACUACGAACGAAUCAUCAUGGAUGAGACCCGAGCUAUCCAGGAGUUCCUAGGAAGCUUUGGCUCUACAGCGCAAAGCUUAGAAAGCGAGCGUGAGCGCCUUUCCGCCAAGAUGUAUAAAAUGGUGGACAAGCUGAAUAAUGUCACCACUCAUCCGGAUAUCAAUUACGCCGAUGAACUCAAGGAUGUGGAAACGAGUCCCGACAAAGAAGCCUCCUGGGGAGAAUAUUCGAGCGCCAAAUUUCUCCUCUUAGGAUAUCUGACGAGAGCUGGAGUCAAUUCUGAUAUCCAUCUGGUUAUCAUGGUCCAGGAAGGGAAGUCGGUGAAUAUCAUGGAGCGUUAUCUACUGGGCAAAGGGUUCAGUUACACCAGACCGCGCGAAGAGAUGGGCAGCGGCACCAAUUUAGAGCUCUCCAUGAGAAAGGGUUCUCUGAGCAUGGGCAUCCAGCCCACUCAGAGUGAUGGAAUCAUGGAGGCCUAUAGACCGCCGUCCGCGAUAAUCGCACUGGACGCAUCCUUUAACAUCAAGAGCCCCUCUGUCGAGCACAUGCGCACCACGUAUGCUCGCCACAGCAAUCUUCUCCCGGUCAUUAGACUGGUGGUGGCUAGCACCGCCGAGCACAUCUCUCUCUGCCUGCCGAACAUUCCGGAAAUCGAGAGGCUCCGGUUCCUCGUUCAGUACACCCUCCGCCUGCGCGAUGUUGUUGGUGAGCUGCAAGACGACGCCCUCGGCGUGCAGGAAGAUGCCGAGGAAAUUUUGGCCUAUCUGCUCUCCGACGAUUUCCACACAAUCUGGCCCUUGCCAGUCAUUGAGCCCUUGCAAAUCGCCAGCCCGGCAGAGCUAGAGUCGUUGAUACAGGUGCCAAGUCCCGCAGAUCUUCCCGCCGUCUCUGCCGUCAACAAGCGUCUUUUCGAAGUCGAGGAAUCCGAUGAGCCGAUGACAAAACGGCAACGGAUGGUUGCCUCCCAAGAUCAGAGCCAAUUGACCGAGUCCUCUGGAGCCUUCCCUAGCCAGCCUCUGGGAGUUGAGCUACAAGCGUUCGAACAUAAUCUCAUGCAAAUGAGGACCUCGCACGCGGCGGAGAUGGAGAAACUCAAGGAAUCCCUGAGCGACGCCUCGGUCCGCCUGGAAGCAAAGGAAGAAGCAAUGGCCUCUCUUCAGCAUCGCUAUGAAAGCCGGGCGUUGGAGAUGCGGAAACUGCGCAAGGAGAACGAGGGUCUAAUCAGCGGCAAGGCCAAUCUGGAGCAACGCUUCGAGCGGCAGAAGGAAGACAACGCGAAGCUCCGCGACGAGCGCACCCAACUGAAGGAGGAGCUCAAGACGGCGCGCGAAGCCCUCCAGAACGGCGACAGCAGCAUGUCGGACCUUGAGUCUGUGCGAGCCGAGGUGCGCCGCCUGAAUGAGAAGAACGCCGGCCUGGAACGCAAAGCCGAGUACGAGAAGAAGCAGGCCGAGUACACGCGCGAGCAAUACCAGACAGCCAACAACGUUGUUGGCCAGCUGCGCAGCGAGGUCGGCCAACUGCGCGACGAGAACGAGACCCUCAAGCGCAAGGCCAGCGGCGACGCCAUCCGCCUCAAGGAACUCAACCUGAAGACCGACGAGGCGCGCUACCUUCUCCGCAUCGCAGAGCUGGAGGCCACCCUCACCGCGCGUGAGGACCUGCUCCGCCGCAAGGAAGACGAACUCCGCGAGCUCAAGAAGAACCGCCCUUCCACCCGCUCGACCAGCACGCAGCCUCGGAGCCCCAAAUGGGCCUCCGCCAGCCGGCCCACGAGCCCGGGCAUCAACAACGGCAAUAACGGCUCCGGUGUGCCUGGACGUGGCAGCGGCCUGCGAUUCAGUUCUGAAAUGUCGCUCUAGAAUCUAGAUUCAAAAUCCCUAGACAUACUUUUCUGCUUUCCCACACACGAUCAUGAUCUGCGCCCCUACAAUUUGCUAUCGUUUUUCUUUCUUUUCUUCCAUUCGUUACGACAUGCAUUGAUCCGGCGUUGGCCCUUCCCCCUUCCCUCAUACUCUCCUUUCCUGGUCCCCUCGACCUAUGAUUCCCAUCAUUCCCUUGCAACGCAAAUGGCCGUUGUGGUUCUAGCACUGAUCUGAUUUUAUUUCCAUUUUCCCCGACUGAUAGGUCUGCAGGACCCGUCCAGACUUGGUUUCUUGCGAUAGAGGUAGGACGACGUAAAUUAUCAAUGAAAUUCAUGAAUAAAUAU